AGAGAGAUGAGGGUACCGGUAGUAGUUAAGUGAAUUACGUGUGAAGACCAAACAUCCAUCAAUAAUGAAAGGUAGCUAGCCAGAAGCAGGGAGGCGUGAUUGACACGCACUGAAUUAAUGAGCUCAUCACAGGAGGGGGAAGGGCAUUGGUAUUGCCAGACCAGUCAUUUAAUGCCCAUUGUCAAUAAUUGAUUUUCCUGUAUUGUCUACGAUAGUGGAUGUGAGUGAUUUCCUUGCCUGCCAGCCAGCUACCAUAGCUAUCCCCUGUGCAGUUUGCCCCAGAUUUUCUGGCCUUCCUCCUCCCCUGAACGCACCCAGGGGCCCAGUGUUUUCACACAGCCAUGGCUGCGAUCACCGAUCAGCGGUCUUUGGUGACAAAAUCGGAAGUGCUCCCCAGAAACCACAGGCAAGCUGCACUCUAGAGCACACGGGAGAGGUGUACUAUUAUUGGAGCAAAUGUGAGGCCAGCGGUGUGCAUGCUCCGUAUAUCGGUUGAGUGCAUUUACAGUUUGUGUGUGGGCAUGUGGUGGUAGCUCAGUGACAGUUAUACAUGGCUUCCAUUUACACAGCAUACACACACACAAACACACGGCACACACACACUCUCACGGAGAGAGAGGGAUAUUUUCGCUGGCACAUACUGGCAGUCGGUAAAUGCAAACGUGACCUUUGUUUCACACAUAGGGUCAGAGUACACAAACGUAUUAACUGCUAACUGCUAUGGAUGCUGGCGAGCUCGAUGAAUGCAAGUGUUACACGGCAACAGCAACUAACUGUGAGACAGGGGAUUACAAGCCUCUCUAAAGGAUUAUAUAAAGUGGAAUAUUAUCAUGGACGCCAGCUCUGGGUAAUGACGCAGUACAAUGUUGUGUCAUUAUGAUGAAAGACAGUGAUUCUUGCCUGGCGAACCCCAAGUACACUCAGUGGAUCCUCGAGGCCAUUCGCAAGAUCAGGAAGCAGAAGCAGAGGCCCAAUGAGAAGCGCAUCUGCCAUGCGGUCCGGCACGGCCGGGGCCUGGACCACGCGGACAUCAAGGAGCAGUUAGAACUCUGCGUCCGCGACGGCAAUGUUUUGAAGGUGAUGAAUAAAGGGGUCGCGUCCUACCGCGACCCCGAGUUCUCUCCCGGCACUCGGGGUGGGGGCCGCGGUCGUGCCAGCCGCGGCACAAGCACCACCAAAAUUCUCGGGAACCUCACGCUCAGCACGGAUUACCUUCGCCUCAUUCAGAGCACCAUCAAGCAGUUGGCCGAAGGCGGCUCCACGCUCAAGAGCGUGGAAAAGUAUAUUCGCCAAACUUACAAUGUUGACACCAGGAUGGAAAAUGACCUAAGCAGCAAGCUGAGGCUUGCUGCCAAAAAGGGAAUUGCACAAGCAAAACUGACUAAAGAUGGUAAAUUAUUCAAAUUGCCAGACCAAAAUCAUGAUAAACUAAACAAACUUCAGGGAGACAAUACAAAAAACAAUGUGCAGGUAAGUUGUACGUGUACAUGUACAUGACAAUUUUCUUUGUUUCUUUACAUGCAGUGUGAAGUGCUUGAUGGAAAGUUUGUUAGACAUUUUCCACAGGUGAUUACAUACAAUGAUAAUAUUCCAUGA
Messenger RNA from Strongylocentrotus purpuratus (purple sea urchin), 1596 nucleotides. RefSeq names its product histone acetyltransferase KAT6B-like. Lineage: Eukaryota; Metazoa; Echinodermata; Echinoidea; Camarodonta; Strongylocentrotidae. Gene Ontology annotation, cellular component: nucleosome. The transcript has 2 exons. Bases 877 to 1497 code for a protein of 206 amino acids. Gene Ontology annotation, molecular function: DNA binding. Gene Ontology annotation, biological process: nucleosome assembly. The record is from RefSeq and is a predicted model, not a curated record.